AUGCGAGAAACGCGCAAAAUUGAUCAUUCGUUAGUUUUUGUUUCGUCAGUAUGUUUUAAACGUUUUGGCCAUCUCGAAGCAUGUUUUCGGGUGAUGACACUGAUAUUGUUCUGAAGUUCAAAUGGAAUAGUCGUACCUGUCGGAUAUGCUUGCAAUCUGGUCCAUCGAAGGAUCUGUUCGUUUGUGAUCCUGGCAUGCAGAUUAGCUUCGCGGAGAGAGCGAUGCGGUGUACCAGUCUUACCAUAAGCAAGCAUGAUAAUUUGCCCAACAGAAUUUGCCUGCAGUGCAUCGGAGAGCUGGAGGUGGCAGAUCGGUUUCGGAAAAAAUGCUAUAAAUCGAACGAUAUCCUUACGCAUGCCAAGAUUUUGGAUGGCACAGAAGAUAAACUUAUCGAGAAGCAGCCGGCCCCGGUAUCUGUGCCGGUUGCGGAGGAGAUGGAGAAUAUGGAUGAAAUAGUGAUUCAGGUCGAACCCGAUGUCCUGUACUCGUUCAAACCGCCGUCUGGUCUGAACGUGAAGGUAAUCCCAGGCAAAGGUGAAUCUCCUUUGUGCAGCAUUGACCACGAUCCUGUGAUUUCCGACUCGGAUACGGAAGAAGAGGCCUUCAAUGAUCUCAUAUCGUAUAGUUCAUCGGUGAUCGGUGAUAUUAGUAUAGAGUCACUAGAAGACGAAGAGGCGUAUAUAGAUGAAACCGUUUUAGUAUCGGCCACUAACAUGUUGACACCGAAGAAGACGCCAACAAAAACAGCGCACAAUUGUCAGGUGUCGGAUAAUUCGUUUCCUGGAGAAAUUGCAGUAAAUUUAGAUAUGCCAGCUGAAAAAACUGUUCGAACCCUCCGAACUAUUCGUAAAACAAACGCACCGAACGAGCUUAGACCCACGGUGGAAACUGUAAUUACGCAGGCGGCCGCCGAUGGAAAUGGGACGGAAACGGUGAUCCGGGUAAAACGGAAUCUAUCGGGUGCGCCCCGUCACUACGCGUGCAAUAUCUGCAAUGCCACGUUCAAGCAAUGGAACUCGCUUGACACGCACAUGCGGCGCCAUAGGAAUGAUCGACCUCACAAGUGUGAACACUGCGGGAAAGGGUUUGUGGUACCGUUUGAAUUGCAACGCCAUAUGCGCAUCCACACCGGAUAUAAACCGUACAAGUGCCAGUACUGUGAUCGAGCGUAUGCAGAUUUUGGAAGCAAGAAAAAACACGAGCGAACUCAUACGGGCGAACGUCCGUACGAGUGCCCCGUUUGCAGGAAAAAGUUUUCUUAUUCACAUGUCCUCAGUGAUCAUCUACUAAUUCAUACUGGAGAGAAAAAGUUCAGGUGUACAACUUGCGAUAAACGAUUUCCAACAGCGCAACGCCUGAGGAACCACGAAAGGACGCAUCUCACCACACGGACUAGGGAGUCAAAAAAGAACGGUACGAGCAAGCUAACAGAUACGGUUAAGCUUCUCGCGGAUUCGACCGGCUGGACACUAUCGGAUGAAACCCUACCACUAGAUGAUGAGACCGAUUUCAUGAGUGAUUUUGUGUAAAAUUUGUGAUUAGGUUUUUAUUACAUUAUUCGCUUUUCAUUCGA
This is a messenger RNA of Anopheles coustani, 1573 nucleotides long. RefSeq names its product zinc finger protein 184-like. Gene Ontology annotation, molecular function: DNA-binding transcription factor activity, RNA polymerase II-specific; RNA polymerase II cis-regulatory region sequence-specific DNA binding; zinc ion binding. Gene Ontology annotation, cellular component: nucleus. Gene Ontology annotation, biological process: regulation of transcription by RNA polymerase II. NCBI's taxonomy places the organism in Eukaryota, Metazoa, Arthropoda, Insecta, Diptera, Culicidae. Bases 81 to 1529 code for a protein of 482 amino acids. The record is from RefSeq and is a predicted model, not a curated record. The transcript has 4 exons.